UGCGCGGCGGAGGAGGUCUGCGGGGAUCACGGCCUCCAUCUCCUCCGCCCCUUCGGCCAGAAGCAGCAGCGCCCUCCGCGAAGCAGCAGCCAUCCCCGGCCGCCUUCUCCUCCUGCUCCUCCUCCUCCUGGAUCCUGCUGGGACUCCUGGCUCUCAGUCUCCGUCGUCUGCCUCGGCGGCGCAUGCGCAGAAGGAGGGGGCGUGGCCAGGGCCACGGAGGGGAUGCCGGGAGCGGUAGUCCUGGGAGGUUCCUCCAGUCGCCCCUCCGGGACGAAGGCAGCGCCUUCCUGGGCGAAGACUCGGCCCGUUCCUCCGCCUUCCUUCGGAUUUGCUCAUCUCCUUUGUACGCCGCCUUCCUAAAACAUCGCUACAGCCUGAGGCCCAAGGGACCUUCCGCGCGUACCCGGAACCCGACGGCUGCCUGCCCUGCGACGUCUGCGACCAAGGCCGGACCUACCUCUCCCGCUGCAACGCCACCGCCAACGCCGUCUGCCGCUGCCCCCCGGGGAGGACCUGCGGGGACAACGCCUGCCUGCCCUGCCCGCACCAGGACCAGCACCAGGAGGGCUGCCCCCCCGGGAACGGAGCCCAGCCCCCGGACAGGCUGCCAGAGCUGCCCCGAGGGAGCCUUCAACGCCCGCAGCAGGAGCAGGGACCCCUGCCGCCCCUUCAGCCGGUGCCCCGAUGACCGGAUCCUGAAACCUGGGACCAAGGAGAGCGAUGUGGUUUGCCAGCCAGAGCCAACCCGGCCCCCCAUACCAACCACGGGGGUCUCCCCCAUUAAGACGACAGCUCCUCCAGAAACAGAUGGCCAGAUGGUCCCCAUUGCCAUGUCCGUGGCAGCCCUGCUGCUCUGCCUCCUGGCCCUGUGCCUCUCCUGCCUUGUCUUCAGGUCAUGGGCCCAAGAGAAGUCCCAAGAAGGAGGGUCUGCCUGCCAUGGUCAGCCGGCCCAAGAGGUGGACGACUGCAGCUACUGCUACCCAGAGGAAGAGGAAGGCGGCGAUGGCUGCAGCAAAGCCUCUGGGGCAAAGUGGGAACUGCUGCUCGAAAAAGUCCCCUAAGGAGCCCCCCUAGCUCUGCUCAAGGGGCCUUCCUCAGGAGGGAGGAUCCUUCUACCAAAGGAAGAGGGGCCCAAGAAGAGGAGCCCCAUAGGAGAUUUGUCUUAGAUGCGAGAGGGAGUGUGUCUGGAGCGGGUCCUUGAGCUUCAUGGGGCAGAGGUUCCUCCUUCUGCUCAACCAGAAAGAGGGGUUCUUGGGCUGCCCCCACCUGAGACCUCCUCCUCCCUUGGGCCACCACUCCUCUCUUUCAGGACUGGAGCCCCCUCUGCUUUCUCUAACCCCAUGACUGGGCCUUCCUUCCUUCCUUCCUUCCUUCCUUCCUUCCUUCCUUCCUUCCUUCCCAGGGGCUGCUUUGCUUAGUCCAGACCUGCUCUGGAGGCUCCAAGAUUCUUCCAGACUGCAGAUACGCCUUCAGUCCUGGAGGGCAUCUGCACUCAGCAGUUACAGCAGUUUCAUUUUGCUUUAGCUGUUAUGGCACCUGGGGAGGGGAUGCUCAGAAACUUCACCUUGUAUAUGUAUAUAUGUUUGCAUAUGUGUGUGUGCAUGCUUCCUAGCUGCAGGGGAUUCAAAAGGGCUCUUCCCAAACUGCAACCUCCCCACCACCACCACCAUGGAGUGUCUGGACAGAUGGAGCCACAAAGGCGGGUCACGUGCCACCAAACUGCCACUUUUUGUGAGUGCCCUGGGCUUUCAGGGAAGAGAAAGUGCCAGCUGUUCCUGCCAACGCCACCAAUGUGGUCGUGCCAUCCUCUGUCAUGGCACAUGGCAGUAGCUCUGCCCCAGGUCCUCCUCUUGUCUGGCUCUCUUCGUUACUGGGGGGGGGGGGGGCAUCCAGGGGACAAGGCCCUGCUUUCAGGUUUCCUGAGCCCCUUGGGCACCAGUGCGGAGCCCCCGUCGACAGAAGGCCCUGUCCGCUCUCUCUCCCCCUUCAGAUACACACUCGUUCCAUCCCUGUGAAAAGGCCAAGAGUUAUGACUUGCUGCGGUGCUCUCCUUCCCACCUCUUAUAUGAGUCUGAGUCGGCUCCGGUGGUUGAGCCAGUGGAAACAUCUGGUCUGUGUGCUUGGAGCCAAGAGGCGGGUGACGACAGCGGCUGUGGUGGCAUGUACCCUCACACGCCGCAGAACCAGGGCUGAUGUUCACCCACCGCAACCGGAGGAGGAAGCUGGAAACAUUUUGACAGCACCAGAGCCUCCUCUCCUCUGCCGUCACCAUGGAGGGCCAUAGACUUUCCAAGCCGCCUUGAGAAACUGUGUGGCCACCAGUGAGGUCUGUGUAAUGUGUGUGUGAAAAUCAUGCCCUCCCUGAGAAGGUCAGGGCUGCUGGAGAAGCACCACCUUGUGCCUGUGAUACUGCAAAAGAUAUGCAGAAGUAGUGCUCUUAAAAGAAAAGGCUUCCAGAAGUGUGAUCUUGUCCUAAAUUUUAUAUGAUGUGAUAUUUUUUAUGGAUGGAGAAAGAAGGAAGUCUUGUCAGAAGCCCUGCGUGCCACUUGUUGGGAUGGGGACUCUCUGGGGGCUCCUUGGAGAGGAAUAAAUGCUUCCAAGGA
This is a messenger RNA of Sceloporus undulatus (fence lizard), 2603 nucleotides long. It is a transcript of the gene TNFRSF9, whose product is annotated as TNF receptor superfamily member 9. The transcript is spliced from 7 exons. NCBI's taxonomy places the organism in Eukaryota, Metazoa, Chordata, Lepidosauria, Squamata, Phrynosomatidae. The coding region runs from base 183 to 1061 and encodes 292 amino acids. Gene Ontology annotation, cellular component: external side of plasma membrane. Gene Ontology annotation, biological process: regulation of cell population proliferation. Gene Ontology annotation, molecular function: cytokine binding; signaling receptor activity. The record is from RefSeq and is a predicted model, not a curated record.